GGUAUCAGGAAACAAGCAGACCGAGGGAGGGAAUCUCCGGCCCAGUCAGGCGGGGCCAGCCGCGUUCUCUGUGUGUUAGACUCGUACACUUUAGCAUUGAGUGUAAGGCGGCAGACAGGCGGGGGCGGCCAGGGCUGCAGUGUGUGCGCGCGGCGGCCGGUCUCACGGAUCUGUACCGACACCCAGAGAAGAACAUCCUGCCGCAUUAUCUCACUUGUGUCACGGGAGAAGAAGCCUGCGGGGACUGUGCGCCUAGAGAGCCAAACAUCCCAGAGGGUCUUGGUACUGAUUGACAGCAUAAAUGACCAGUGCACAGGUUCACCAUUUCUCCAGAUGACAUACAACUGAAGAAAGAUGUCUACAAUAACAGAAAAUGGCAACGCAACCACAGGUGAAAAGGGAAACGGGGAGAAAACAUACAAAAAGACAGCAUCAUCAGAGAUUAAAGGCACCAUCCAGCUGGGAAUAGGCUACACAGUGGGUAACCUGACAUCCAAGCCAGACAGAGAUGUGCUUAUGCAAGACUUUUAUGUAGUGGAGAGCGUGUUCUUACCAAGUGAGGGGAGCAAUCUAACCCCAGCGCAUCAUUACUCAGACUUCCGAUUCAAGACAUACGCUCCAUUAGCAUUCCGUUACUUCAGAGAGCUGUUUGGUAUCAAGCCUGAUGAUUACUUGUACUCCCUCUGCAGUGAGCCCUUGAUAGAACUGUCCAACCCUGGUGCUAGUGGUUCUUUAUUCUUUGUAACCAGCGACGAUGAAUUUAUCAUUAAAACCGUUCAGAGCAAAGAGGCUGAAUUUCUUCAGAAACUUCUACCGGGCUACUAUAUGAAUUUAAAUCAAAAUCCUUGGACACUUUUACCCAAAUUUUAUGGACUUUACUGCCUUCAGUCAGGAGGAACAAACAUUAGACUUGUUGUAAUGAACAAUGUUUUGCCGAGAUCACUGAAGAUGCAUUAUAAAUAUGACCUGAAAGGAUCAACGUACAAGCGCCGGGCGUCUCGAAAGGAACGUGAGAAGUCCUGUCCCACAUACAAGGAUUUGGAUUUUCUUCAAGACAUGCACGAAGGAUUAUAUUUCGAUCCUGAUACAUACAGCUCGUUAAUGAAAACACUACAGAGGGACUGCAGGGUGUUAGAGAGCUUCAAAAUAAUGGAUUACAGCCUGCUUCUGGGGGUCCAUGUCCUGGAUCACGCAGCCAAAGAGAAGGAAGGCGAAACGUCACAUUACUCCAUAGACAACAAGCGUCCUUCUGUUCAAAAAGUUCUGUAUUCCACCGCACUGGAAUCCAUACAAGGCCCGGGGAAGAAGGUCGACUCUCUCGUUAAGGAGAGCACAAUGGGAGGCAUUCCUGCAAAAAACCACAAGGGAGAAAGGUUGCUUCUUUUCAUGGGUAUUAUUGACAUAUUGCAGUCUUACAGGUUGAUAAAGAAGUUAGAGCAUUCCUGGAAAGCUCUGGUUUACGAUGGGGACACAGUGUCAGUACACAGACCAAGUUUUUAUGCAGACCGAUUUUUGAAGUUUAUGAACUCCAGGGUCUUUAAAAAAGUCCAAGCAUUAAAGUCUUCACCUUCCAAAAGACGAUGCAAUUCAAUUCCAGCCCUUAAGUCUUCUUCCCAGGAGAUACUGUCUCCCAACAAUCAGGAGUGGACUGAAGAGAAGAACAAAAGACUUACUGAGGGUCAGAGUUUUACCAGCCUUGAUGAAGAAGCAUUAAAUUCAAGGCAACGACCAGACCUUGUGCCAAGCACCCCAUCCUUAUUUGAAGCUGCUUCCUUAGCAACAACAAUAUCCUCUUCUUCAUUAUAUGUUGAUGAUCAGUAUCAUCAUGAAGACACUAUUCGGUAUUCCAACAGAAGUCAACCUUCAAGUUCAACAUUCACCUUGGAAGACAGUGCCUACCAGACAUCUGAGCAGAGCACCAUAGAAAUGGAAAAUGAUAAUGGGUCUGUCUUUGAUGUAUACCUAUAAAAUGAGGUAAUCUGAGAGAUGGAUCUGCUUUCAUGGGGUUGGUGUGAACAUUUUGUGCCCUGAGGAUGGACUACAUGACAUAAAGACAUUACAUUUGCCUUGGAUAUGCGAAUCAGAUUGUCCGUCAGCCUCAACUACGAUGGAGAAUAACUGGUAGUACGAGGAAAGUCCGAUUAUGUUGCACUCCAUUUUGUGGAACUGUGAAGAACUCUUUUAACAAUGUAAAAGUUCCUGCUUCCGUUGCUGAAAAUCACCUUGGACUUGGGAGUGAUUAUCACCCAGUGACUGCUUGAGUUCUACAUUUGCAUGUACCUGGUGUUAAUGCCGCAAGCAACACUUGUGAUCUGUCAUCCUGCUGAAAAACAAAGACUGAAUAAAAAAUACAGUAGAUGCAAAGUCAAUGGAAUAGUUCUUUCCUGCAAAAUAAUAAAUCACUAAGUCUUGUUGCGUUGUAAAAUAAUCCCAUGCUGCCGUUAGUUACAUGUGUUAUGGAAAACAGCUUCCUUAAAGAUAUUUUCAAUGUCUUUACUAGAAAAAAAAUGAAGAAAAUGUACUAUUUAUAACAAAGCCUUAUGUUGUGUACAUACAUGGUCUUUGAAAAUUUGUGAUUUAGUUUAAUGCUUGUAAAAGAGAAAUUAUAUAAUUUAUUUAGAAGAGAAUAACUGUAUACUAUAGUUUUAUUGAUGAAAGAAUAAAAAUAUUUUGUUCUCAG
Messenger RNA from Spea bombifrons (plains spadefoot toad), 2680 nucleotides. RefSeq names its product phosphatidylinositol-4-phosphate 5-kinase type 1 beta (gene PIP5K1B). The coding region runs from base 355 to 1968 and encodes 537 amino acids. Gene Ontology annotation, molecular function: phosphatidylinositol kinase activity. Gene Ontology annotation, biological process: phosphatidylinositol metabolic process. Lineage: Eukaryota; Metazoa; Chordata; Amphibia; Anura; Pelobatidae. The record is from RefSeq and is a predicted model, not a curated record. The transcript has 15 exons.